AUGACAGAUUACGUAAAACCACCUGUGGAUCCUGACCUAGUAAAGUUUACUGAGAAAAAUGAUUAUGAUGCUCUUGCUAAGUACUUGGUCGGUAACAACUACCGCUAUCGUGAAAACAUAAUAAUUCCAAGAAUUUUGGGACCCAUAGUUAUAAAAACAAAUGAAGAGAAAAUGAUAGAAGCCACAGUUGAAAGUUGUCCAUUUAAAUCCAUAACUAGUUGUAUCAUAGGUUAUGGACUUGGUGCAGCUGUUGGUUUAUUCACAUCCUCCCUUAUGCCAAAUGUAACAGACCCAACGGCACAGCAAAAUCAAACGGCUAGGGAAAUAUUGAGAGAGAUGAAAAGUUCUAUGCUAAGUUAUGCCAAAAAUUUUGCCAUUCUUGGAGCUGUAUUUUCUGGUGUGGAAUGCUGUAUUGAAAGUGCUAGGGGAAAAUCAGAUUGGAAGAAUGGGACAUAUGCAGGUGGUGUUACUGGAGGACUUAUUGGAUUAAGAGGUGGACUCAAAGCUGGAUUGUUUGGAGCUGCCGGUUUCGCUGCCUUCUCUACUAUAAUUGACUACUAUAUGCAUCAACGGGGAUCUUAA
Messenger RNA from Parnassius mnemosyne (clouded apollo), 582 nucleotides. The record is from the annotation of a GenBank genome assembly. Lineage: Eukaryota; Metazoa; Arthropoda; Insecta; Lepidoptera; Papilionidae.